Molecule: messenger RNA, 978 nt
Organism: Rhopilema esculentum
Lineage: Eukaryota; Metazoa; Cnidaria; Scyphozoa; Rhizostomeae; Rhizostomatidae
Source: RefSeq, a predicted model, not a curated record
AUGAGUAGGGAUCCCUUGGAGCUUAUCAAAAGGUUUCUUCACUUGGAAUAUAAUUCAAAUGCCCCAGACCCUCAGGAUUCCAAUAGAGAUAAGCUCUUCAAGGUGAGAAAGCUGUUUGAAAUGCUGAGGCAGAAUUGCUUCAAAGUAAAGCCUGAAGACCAGAACUCUGUGGAUGAACAGAUGAUUCCAUUUAAGGAAGAAGCAUUCUCCGCCGAUGGUGCGCUAGAUCCUAGUAGAGAAGAAUGUGAUAGCAUUGGUUUUGUGUCUGGAGAUAUUGUGUUAAGACUCUGCUCAGCCCUGCCAAGACAAAUGCGCUACAAAGCCUAUUUUGACAAAUAUUUUACAUUUUUGGAAUCAUUACAGAAAUUGAAAAGGUGGGGAAUAUGGGCUGUGGGAACGAUGAGGCAAGAUCACAUUAGAGGAUGUGAGCUAAAAGGAGAGAAGGAAUUGAAAAAGGAGGGAAGAGGGGCCUUUGAUGCUGCUGUUGACCUGAAUUCAGGCCUUACAAUAGUGAGAUGGUUUGACAACCGACAAGUGCAUGUUGCAUUGAAUUAUGCAUAUAAUGAGCCUGUUGAAGCAGUAAGAAGGUGGUCCAGCAAAGAAAAGAAGCACAUUGAUGUGACAAGGCAGGCGAUUGUUUGGAUCUACAAAGCUGGCAUGUUUGGGGUAGAUCUGUUCGAUAUGUUUAUGGCAUCAUAUCGCCUUCAUCACAGAAGCAAGAAGGGUUAUAUGAGAUUUUCUUUUGGAUUCUUGCAACCAGUGUCACAAAUGGUUGGUGCCUAUAAAAGCGUCUCUGUGCACAGAAUGGUUGACUACGAGUCGUCGUACCAAGAAGUAGAAGGGAAGACAGCAAAGGAAUUCUUGAGCAGCAAUUGUGUGCAAGCGAUGAAUACAAAGCCUACUUCACUGCAAAAUCUGCUUAGUAACCAAAGUAGCGGUAUUCGUUUUUGUUCAGCUUUGGCAUAUUUGAAAGCAUAA